AUGACGCCGAGACGAGGAUGUGAGUGCUCUACUUGAGAGGUGACGUCGGGAGACACCGUGGCGAGACGAUGUGCAAGUUCUCUAGUCAAUGCCUGUGAUGGGAAGCAAGCCCCAUUCCUGUUGGCACCGAGGAGCAAGCACAGCUCAUAUACCCACGCGGUGCCCUGAGGAGUAAGCGAGCUGAGGUUCGCACACACUCACCCACGUCACUUGUCACAGCGAAGACCAAUGGAGCUGAGAGGUUUGCACACACCGACCUCUGCCUCUGUUCAGGAGCUGCCCGCUCAGGGUGUCCACUCCGACACUGCUGCCCUGACACUUUCAGGUUGAGCUGCCUCAGGUGGUGGAAAGUGAACCUUUGGGUUGAGUCUAGAAGAGUGACCGAAGACAGCUCUGCUACGAUGUCUCUGACGGAGGAGACCCUGUGGUCUCAGUACGAGGACCUGGGCGUCAUCGGCACGGGCGCCUAUUCGAGCGUCCGAAAGGCUCGCCACCGCUCCACAGGAGUCACGGUGGCCAUCAAGGUCCUGGAGAAGCGGCGGAGAAUUCGCGCAGUUCUACAGGAGGUGGAAAUAAUGAAGAUGCUGGCACACCCCAACACGGUGUCGCUAUUUCAGAUAGUUGACACGAAAGACAACGUCUACUUAGUUCUAGAGUUCUGUCAGAAUGAGCUGCUGGAACACAUCUCCAUGAAGGGCUGCCUGCAGGAGGACGAGGCCCGCCAGAUGUUCAGACAAAUCAUAGAUGCCAUCUUCUACUGCCACAGCCUCGGCAUAGUGCAUCAAGACAUAAAGCCGGACAACAUCAUGGUGGACGACGGGGGCAAGGUCACAGUCAUAGACUUCGGCCUGGCCAGCCGGUUUUGGCCAGGACAGAUGCUGCGCAAGUUUUGUGGCACGUACAAGUACAUGCCUCCAGAAGCUAUCUCUUUCGAAGCCUACGACGGCCCGAAAAAGGACAUGUGGUCCCUGGGGGUCCUUCUCUACUACAUGGUGACCGGGACCAUCCCUUUUAACUCCGACGUGCGCGGGAAACUCUGCCUGAAAAUCAUAACGGGGGAUUACAAGCUACCCGAAGGCCUCUCGGCUGAAUUAAAGGACCUCAUUAGGCAGUUACUGACAGUAGAUCCAAAACGCAGGCCAACAACUCAAAUUAGGACCCACCCUUGGCUCCAGCAGGGCCAAGGGGGUUCAGAUAAUCCCAAACCACUCCCUAGAGAGCUGGACAGGAACAUCAUAUCAGCCAUGGGAUUCAUGAAAUUCAACGAAGACAACAUCCUCAAAGCUAUCCAGAAAAACAAGUACGAUGAGAUCAUGGCCACGUACCUCAUUUUACAAUCCCAGAAACAGGACACGAUGAGGCAGAAGGCUGAAGACAAGCCUGUCUGGCCAGGAUCGACGCCUUUCCCCAGCACCUCUGAGCCCGCUGCCUUCCCGAUGCCCCCCAAGAGGAAACAUCCCGAGCCUGGCUUCCGCACACUGUCUCUGGCCUUAUCGGCAUCGGAACAGCCUGAGGACAGGCAGCGGGCAGAGCAUGAGGAGUUCAGCAGUGCCAGUCUACCCGACCUGUACACAUCCCGGCCAGAGAAGAGGACCACUGCCAAGCCGCGUCCUGAACGUGCUCGCCCCUACACCGCUGCAGCCUCCCUCUGUCCCGGCCCCGGUCCACAGCUCCCGCAGAAGGCAGGGCCUGUGACUAAGGACCGCCGUCCCAAGGCCCCGCAGCACACCAUCAGCCCCAAGGCGAAAGAACCCGACGGCCAGCACCGCGGGAGGGGACACUGA
Jaculus jaculus (lesser Egyptian jerboa) is the source of this 1784-nucleotide messenger RNA. Its product is annotated as sperm motility kinase 2B-like. Gene Ontology annotation, molecular function: protein serine/threonine kinase activity; ATP binding. NCBI's taxonomy places the organism in Eukaryota, Metazoa, Chordata, Mammalia, Rodentia, Dipodidae. The record is from RefSeq and is a predicted model, not a curated record. The transcript has 3 exons. The coding region runs from base 402 to 1784 and encodes 460 amino acids. Gene Ontology annotation, cellular component: cytoplasm. Gene Ontology annotation, biological process: protein phosphorylation; intracellular signal transduction.